Molecule: messenger RNA, 2759 nt
Organism: Electrophorus electricus (electric eel)
Lineage: Eukaryota; Metazoa; Chordata; Actinopteri; Gymnotiformes; Gymnotidae
Source: RefSeq, a predicted model, not a curated record
UCGGAGAAAAGAGGAGUCCUUGAUUUUUAUUUGUUUUGCUUGCUAGCAAACUGCAUACUGUAGACACCAUUGACAAUUCGUUGCUGUAAGUGGAGGUUUCACGCGCUUGAUACAUUAAAAUAUACAUUCCAUUAUCUUAAGGCCGACAUAGUCUGUUAGAAUUCAAAUUUCCGUCGAUUUAGUCCGUGGUUCUCAUCUUAACAUUGGUGUUUAUGUGCUCUAACAACAUUCGCCAGACUAAUGUGUUGCAUCAACUACGUUUUUGGAUUCAGAGUUUAUCGCAGUUAUUCGACAGAGACGCACCGCUGGGUGCGGCGCGUGGGGAGGCACACCCACCGUAGAACGCUUGAAGUAGACAUAGAGAGAUCGUAUGAUCUUAUGUAUCACGAAUACAGGGACGUAGUUAACGAUAGUGGAUUAAAACAGAAACCCAGAAGACUAUCCCCAUCAUUCCUUGCUGUCCACCUUGUGUAUUUCAUCAUGGCAUUGGUAUUCCGCUCCACUCCUCUGCUGUGGGCACGUGUCGCAGCCAUGGUGUUCACGUGUGUUGCAUUCAGCGUGGCUCUGUACGGAGCCUCUCUCACGCAUGGUACCGGUGACUGGUGUAUCUUCUGCUGGAGCUUUAGCUUUGCGGGUACACUCCUGAUCAUCCUGGUGGAGCUUUGUGGCCUGCAGACCCGUGCACCCGUCUCCUGGAAGAAUUUCCCGAUUACAUUUGCCUGUUAUGCCUCUCUUCUCUGCCUCUCCGCUUCCAUCAUCUUCCCCCUGUUCUUCCUGAAGGGGUACUCCGGUCGCAAUGAGAUGAUCAACUGCCGCAUUGUGUCCACAGUGUUCUCCUGCCUCGCCACCAUCGCAUACCUGAGUGAAGUGAGCAUGAGCAAGGCACGCCCAGGAGAGGUGGCUGGCUACAUGGCCACCGCACCUGGCUUGCUCAAGGUCUGCGAGACUUUCGUGGCUUGCGUCAUCUUUGUCUUCAUCAGCGAGCCGGUGUCGUACAAACAGAAUGCCGCCACCAUGUGGUGCCUGUCUGUCUACUGCAUCUGCUUCAUUCUGUCAGCAGGCAUCAUCGUGAUGUGUGUGGCCGAGUGGACUGGCUGCCUGCCCUUCCCGUUUGCUCGCUUCCUGUCCACCUACGCCUUGCUGGCCGUAGGCAUGUACCUGUCCACCACCAUCAUCUGGCCCAUCUACAAGUUCGAUGACAAGCAUGGCGGGAGCAGCCGCAGGCCCAAUGCUUGUGGCUCCAGCAUGGGACUUUGUCCAUGGGACAAAACACUGGCCAUCGCAGUGCUCACUGCACUCAACUUCCUCCUGUACCUGGCUGACUUGAUCUACUCUGCUAGACUUGUGUUUGUUACUGUCUAAAGGGUGUACAAUGUGAGGGGGGGGGGGGGGGUUGUGUGGUAGUAGAGAGGUAGAAGCUGACGGAGGGUAAAGCCUGGUUUAUGGUCAUUGAGGCACCUGUAGUAUUAUGGUGAAAACAGCACUCUGCUCGGGGUUAAGUGCCACUGGCACCAACCAGAAAAAUGAAACCCUGUGGAAGCCCCAUCAACACCAUUUGCAUUACAUGAAAGAUGAAUGGUCAGCAAAGAAGAGGUUGGGUGCUUCCUCUGAAAAAGGAUUGGUCAGAGGAGAGAGGAUGGGCAUUCUUCUAAAGGAUGAUUGGCUAGAAGAAUGGAGUUAGGUGCUUCCUCUGAAUGGUGAUUGGCCAUAGAGGAGGGGGCUCUGAGGUUUUGCCGAUGCUAAGCCUGAGAAGGCAGAGAUUACUGUGUCACCAUGAGCAUUGCAGAUGCUGUGCUAAGCACACCGACCAUAACUCAAGUUUGGAAUGCAAUUUGAUGAAUUGGCCUGUUUAAAAAAGAUAUGUUAUGAAGAUUUCUGAGUGUUAUUUUUUCAGUAUUGCCAUUUUCAGUAUUUGCAUUUUAAUAUUAUAUAUCAGUUCUAUCACUUUUCAGCAAUUAUAUGCCAUCAUAUACUAUACCAAAGAAGCUUUGGCUUAGUACUUUAAAAAUGUAGUACAAUAGGGUAAAUUUAAAGAAGCAUAUUUAAAAUUCAAGCUGUUACUAAGAACAUUUAGAUUUAGGCCUGUCUUUGCCUGUUUAUGUAAAUGUUAGUGAAAAGUACAUUGUUGCUCCAUUAUUUGCUCUGCUACUGAAUCUCAUGGCAGUUUAUUUAAUCACAUUAAGCACAGAACUGUAGGCUGUGGGUAUCACAUUACUGCCUUAACAUCUGUCCCAAGAAAAUUCAGAUUCACAUUAAUGAAUGUAAAAGCAAACUUUUAUGUGUUAUAAUACUUGAUAUAAUGCAACAUAUAGCACUGGUGCUUACUGACAACAUAAAUAUGUGCUUUUUUCACUUUUUGGUUUAAAUUGUGUUUAUUUGUCUUGUCCCCAUACUCUAGAAAUAACUCCUAGUAAUCUGAGAUGGAGAAUUAAUUGUAUAUGCUGACAUGUGUACUUUUAACAUUACAUAGAAUUAAACCCAUCAAUGGUAUUUACCUAUCAUUUUGAAAAUACUCUUCAAAUAACUUUCAUUCUGGUUGCAAUUUUACAAGUAUUAGUUUUAUGUAAACACAAUAUGUAAACCAAGGAUGUGUUGCAGAUGUGAAUGCUUUGUGUUCAUAUUCUUGUAUGUAAAUCUCUGCUGUUCAUAUAUUACAUUCAGUAAGCUGUAUUAGUUGCACAAUCACCUCACACCAACCAAGUAUCAAGCAGUGUUUGUUGUGCAGUGUGUCUGGGGUCUGUGUGCGGCUGUUACUGCCU